GCUCCUGCGCAGACCGCGCAGCAUCCGCGAUCAGUCGCGCGCCACUUCGCGCAUGUGUGGUGCGCAUCAUAAACAAAUCAUAAGAUCAUGCUUGCGUAAAGUUACGGCUGAUUAGUGCAUAGUUUAAGUGUUGUGUGUGUAAUAGAAGACCAACAAGGUUACAAGAAAAACAGUACUAACUGUAGUCAAGAAACAUACAGGACAAACACAAUGACUCAAUGGACGUGGAGACAAAAUGCGUCCUGCUGCAUCGGUCAUCUUCGGAAAGGCGAUGAGCCUUCGGAACUCUUCGCGAGGUCAUGGCGAGGACGAGUGUCCCCCCUGUUUUGGAGGCUGCCGAUCCUGCUCUGGGCUUUGGCAGUCAUCGGCUGGUCGGGUGCCGGCUUCUGGGGACCGCCGGAGAUGUUCUUCCUAUAUAUGACGCAUUGGGGGCUGAUACUGAUUUUGGCGGAAUCUUUGUUCGGAGUUGCAGUUACUACGAUGAAACAUUGUGGAACAUUGCCUGAUGCAACGUUUGGUCUGCCGUGGUAUGUCAAGACUUACUGGGUCCUGUACAACAUCACCAUUCCUGUCGCAUUCCUCAUCACUAUAUUCUACUGGGGCGUUCUAAAAACAUCUGGAAGAAUGGUGAACUACGCCCCGAACCCAGUGCUGGACGUGAUGCUGCACGGCGUCAACUCGGUGGUGAUGCUCGUGGAGCUGGUCGCGUCGGCGCACCCCUCGCGGCUGGUGCACAUCAUGCAACCCCUGUACUUCGCACUGGCAUAUCUGCUGUUCUCUGUUGGAUAUUACACGGCUGGUGGCUUGGACCCAUGGGGUAACCCUUUUAUUUACCCCGUGAUCGACUGGUCGAAGCCGAACCAAACGAUGGUGGUGGUCACGUUGACUGCACUGUUCCUGGCUCUGAUGCAUAUCCUUACUGUUGGGAUUGCUUCACUACGUGACGUAAUCUCGCGAAAGUACAUAAGAGAUUCUACAGGAGUAUAUAAUGAUGGAUUCAAGGCUUGAAAUUUAAAUGCGAAAAAGUGAAGAACCAUGUGAUGCUAAGUGUGACUUGAAUACGUGUUUAAACUGACGUGUAGAUUUGCAGAUCAAAUAAGCAUUGGUGCUUGUCGUGCUAAUAUGUGCUUUACUUAGACUUAGAACACUAUUUAUACCUAAAUAAGGGCCUGCCGGCCGUCAAUGUGUCAUGGACUUGUAUUCCUAAAGGUGUACGUAUUUUUCCUCGUUAUGUUCGACCCCGAUGUCCGCCAAUGCCAAACUACAGCGCCUUACCUAUUCGUUAUUAUCAACGCCUGAUGGUUUAGUUAGGUUAGACUUAGGUAUUUAGUUAAAUUUACUACAGGCGGUCUUUACUUUAAAAAACUUGCAUGUGCUAACGAAGCUAAAGUAAAUGAAGGGUCCAGGGAAAAACAAUAAGAAUAUAUUUUUAGAUUUGUUAUUAAAUUGUUUCUUGUUUAGGUAACUGUUAUCAUCUGUUGUUUUUAAAAUAGGCCAAUUAAUUACAACUAAUUAUCCACUAACUUCUUAACUAAUUUUCCAUUUGUUGUAUUCAAAAGUUAUGUUAUUGUGUACAUACAUUUUGCCAUACACGUAGUAUGUCGUAGAAUUGACUAAUGUAGUUAAUCCCCUGGACUCUUAUCAUAUGUUAUAGUAUCAGUUUAUGAUAUAUAAUCUAUAUAUAUAAAUGCAAGUGUCCUGACUGACUGACUGACUGACUGACUGAUUCAUCAACGCAGAGCCGAAACUACAAAAGUCAGAAAGUUGAAAUUUGCACACCAGAUUGCACUUAUAAAGUGUACAAGAGAUAAGAAGCGAUUUUGAGAAAUUCAACCCCUAAGGGGGUUAAAAAGGGAAUGAAAGUUAGUAUGGGGUUAAAGUUUUCUUUUAAGCUAGGAAUUUGAAACUUCGUAAAAAGAUAUAUUAUUAAAAUACAAGAAAACUGAUUUCAGCGUUUUUGAAAAUUCAUCCCCUGAGGUGGUGAAAAAGGGGUUGAAAGUUUGUAUGGAUAUCAAAAAUUUUUCCGAGUGGUGGAUUUGAAUCUUUGUAUUUAGGGAUAUUAUUAGAAGACAGGAAAAGUAAUUUCAGCGUUUUGUAAAAUUCAUCCCCGAACAGGGUUAAAAAGGGGUUGAAAAUUUUAAUCCAUUACAAAUGCUUUCAAACUUCUUAGAAAGGCAUAAUAGCCGAUAAGAAAAAAAAAGUGAUUGCAACGUUUUUGGAAAUUCAACCCCAAGGGGGUUAAAAAGGGGAGGAAAGUUCGUCUUCAGGUGCAUAUUUUAUUUUAAGCUAGGAACUUGAAACUUUGUAAAAACGUAUCAAAUUCAAAAACAAGAAAACUAAUUUCAGCGUUUUAGAAAAUUUAUCCCCCAAGGCGGUGAAAAAGGGGUUGAAAGUUUGUAUGGAUAUCAAAAAAUUUUUCGAGCGCGGGACUUGAAUCUUUGUAUUUAGGGAUAUUAUUAGAAGACAGGAAAAGUAAUUUCAGCGUUUUGUAAAAUUCAUCCCCUAACAGGGUUAAAAAGGAGUUGAAAGCUUGAAUCCAUUACAAAUGGUUUUGAAACUUCUUAGAAAGGCAUAAUAGCCGAUUACGAAAAAAGUAAUUGCAUUGUUUUGCAAUUUCAACCCCUAAGGGGGUUAAAAAGGGGAUGAAAGUUCGUCUGUGGGUGCAAAUUUUAUUUUAAGCAAGGAACUUGAAACUUUGUAAAAACGUUUUAAAUUAAAAUACAAGAAAACUAUUUCAGCGUUUUUGAAAAUUCAUCCCCUAAGGUAGUGAAAAAGGGGUUGAAAGUUUGUAUGGAUAUCAAACAUUUUUUCGAACGCGGGACUUGAAUCUUUGUAUUUGGGGAUAUUAUUAAAAGACAAUAAAAGUAAUUUCAGCGUUUUGUAAAAUUCAUCGGGGUAACAGGGUUAAAAUGGGUUUCAAAGUUUGAAUCCAUUACUAAUGCUUUGAAACUUCUUAGAAAGACAUAUUAGCCGAUUACAAAAAAAGUAAUUGCAACGUUUUUGGAAAUUCAAGCCCUAAGGGGGUUAAAAAGGGGAUGAAAGUUCGUCUUGGGGUGUAAAUUUAAUUUUAAGCUAGGAACUUGAACUUUUUGCAAAAAAAGGUAUUAAAUUAAAAAACAUGAAAUCUAAUCCAAGCAUUUUUGAAAGUCAUCCCCCAAGGUGGUGAGAAAGGGGUUGAAAGUUUGUAUGAAAAUCAGAUAUUUUGUGAGUGCCGAACUUGAAUCUUUGUAUAAGGGCAUAGGUACCUAUUAUGAGAAUACAAAAAAAGUAAUUUCAGCAACCAACAUCAAAAUCCACUUGACUUAAAACUUCAUACAACUUGCUAAAAAAGAAAAGUACUUAAUUUCAACAUUGCUUGGAAUAUUAUAGGUCCUAAGAUGUAAAAUGUUGAAGAUAAGAUUCUACGCGGACGAAGUCGCGGGCAACAGCUAGUAAUUAAAUUAAAAGUGUAUAUUAUACGCUACGUUCAUAGGCAAUGGAUAAUUAUAAACAAUAUGAACAAUUGAACAUAGACAAAGGAUUAAGACGCGAAAAUAUUGAAAAGUGUUCGUAUUCUCUUGUCUAUGUUAAAAUAAUUAUUAGGUUUAGGACAUGGGCAUGGACACUAAAGACUGUGAUAGAAUUAUUAAAGCCUACUGUGAUUUUAAACUUUUGCUGGCGAUUAAAAGCUGUCAGCUAAGUUUGUCCAUUGCACUCAAAUGCAGCAAAAGUAUCAUCGGAUUAAAUAGAAGUGCGGUAAAUUUUAAAAGAUGAUUGCUUCAUAGUUUCAUACUUUGUUUUGGAUAAGUAUAGGUCACGCAAUUUAUAUUAAGUUGAAUGGAACAAAUGAUGAGUGAAUGGAAAUUGCAAGCACUACUACUAAACAAAUAUGAACUUUAAUUUAAAAAUAGAAUGGGACCGAAGGUUUCAUGUUUUGCAAACCAUGUGGUCUCAUUCUCAUGUAUAAUUAUGCGAUUUUUAUAAUAAUUUGUUAUAAGUUUUAUAAUGUAAUGUGAGCUCAAUUACCAUUUAUUUAUUUUGCGACUGUAAUUAAGGCAAUUUUUUGUAUAAAUUAAAUUAUAGGUAGUAUUUUUUUAAAUACUACACAAAUAAAAAAAUUUUUUGAA
This is a messenger RNA of Cydia fagiglandana, 4106 nucleotides long. RefSeq names its product protein rolling stone-like. The transcript is spliced from 5 exons. Gene Ontology annotation, cellular component: membrane. NCBI's taxonomy places the organism in Eukaryota, Metazoa, Arthropoda, Insecta, Lepidoptera, Tortricidae. The record is from RefSeq and is a predicted model, not a curated record. The coding region runs from base 211 to 1008 and encodes 265 amino acids.